AGGUUCCGACACCUAUCGACUACGGUCUCGAGUAUGAAGAGCCGGUACUGAUGACACCGGAUGGCUUCAAGCUGCGAUGCUACCUUCUGAGGCAGAAGAAGGAUCUCAGUUCCCUUGGCGUGACUGCGGUGGACAUGCCUGAGCAGUCGGAUGAAGAGUUCGCGUCAAGACGCCCUGUAGUGAUGAUGUUCCACGGGAAUGGGGGCAAUGUCGGGCAUCGGAUACCUCUUGCCAAGGUCUUCUACGCCAAAAUGCGAUGCAACGUCUUCAUGCUGUCUUACCGAGGGUACGGCCAUUCGGAAGGUACACCGUCGGAGAAAGGAUUGCAGACGGACGCUCAGUGCGCGCUCGACUUCAUCCGCGCCCACCCCUUCCUCUCGAAGUCACCCGUCAUAUUGUACGGUCAAUCAAUAGGCGGCGCCGUAGCCAUCGAUCUAGCAAGCCGCAAUCCCGCCGCUAUCCGCGCACUCGUCCUCGAGAACACCUUCCUGUCCCUCCCGCGCCUCGUGCCGAGCGCGUUUCCGGUCCUCGGCCCCAUCUCGUUCCUCUGCCACCAGAAGUGGGACUCCGCAUCGAAGGUGCCGCUAAUUCCGCGCGACAUCCCUAUCUUGAUGCUCUCAGGCGUGCGCGACGAGGUCGUCCCGCACGAGCACAUGAAGGACCUCUGGGAGGUCGUGCAGAAGCGGACGCUGGCGGGGAAGGGCGCCGGGGGCGAGGAGGUGCACGAUGGGAUGAGAGUGCACGAGGCGUGGGGACGUGGGGGCUACUCGAAGUUUAUGGAGUUUGAGAGGGGGACGCAUAAUGAUACGUGCGUCCAGCAAGGAUACUGGUCGACUAUCGCCGAGUUCAUUGAGGGUCUGCAUUGAUGCAUUUGAGCAUAAUACCAUAGCUUUUCGCCCCGAAUCUGCCCCUGCCUUAUCACUAUCGCCCGUCGCACGCGCCACGUUCACUUACAUUCACUGUUUUUUCUCUUGUAAUUUGGAUGUCCGUCAUCUUGUAACAUCAUGGUCUUCGUCGUGGGGUAUGCCAGGUGUUUCUGCGACGUCGUCAUUGAUACGG
Molecule: messenger RNA, 1059 nt
Organism: Fomitopsis serialis
Lineage: Eukaryota; Fungi; Basidiomycota; Agaricomycetes; Polyporales; Fomitopsidaceae
Product: Alpha/Beta hydrolase protein
Exons: 7
Coding region: 51-866 (271 amino acids)
Cellular component (GO): membrane
Molecular function (GO): palmitoyl-(protein) hydrolase activity
Source: RefSeq, a predicted model, not a curated record